UUUCGCUGAUUCUCAUAGCGACUUAAUUUUACCACGGUGUGCACCCAAGUAGUGACUUUAGAGUUAUCCCCCUUAGUAAACAAAUCCAUAUGUCUUACUUUGAGUUCCACUUCGGAGAGAUUCAGCUGUAGUCGUGUAGAUAUUUAAUACCUCACCGAUGCAUUCAUGUAGAAACUGAAAUCCCUCCCGGGCUGUCCACGAGGAUGGCAGCACUUUCAGAAAAAUACGAAAACGGACGUAAUAUUUUGAUAAUCGAAGGUUUUUAUGGCGGAUCUCACAAGCAGUUGGUUGAUCUGCUGUGUGACAAACUGACGGGGUGCGUUCGGUAUACUUUGCCAGCCAAGAAAUGGCACUGGAGGGCCAGGACCUCCGCUCUCUACUUCAGUCAAAGUGUGAGUGUGGGGAGUAUCGGUACAGUAUUAUUCACCAGCUCAGUAUUGAAUCUGGCAGAGUUAACUGCCCUUAGGCCUGACCUUGGGCGACUGAGGAAGGUUGUGUACUUCCAUGAGAACCAGCUUGUGUACCCUGUCCGGAAACAACAGGACAGAGACUUUCAGUAUGGAUAUAAUCAAAUACUGUCAAGCCUGGUUGCGGAUAUUGUUCUGUUCAACUCCACAUACAACAGAGAUUCCUUUCUGGAUAAUAUAUCCUCCUUCCUCAAGCUUAUACCAGACCACAGACCAAAGGGUCUGGCUGAACAGAUCAGACCGAAAUGUCAGGUUCUGUACUUUCCCCUGUCCUUCUUUACCGGCUGUGAUAAGACCCAGGGCACAGAUGCAACUCUGAUGCAGGUAACAUCUCACAGCACUGACCAUCAGACAGAUGUGAGUUUCCUAUACAGUGACCAUCACAUAGAAGAGAAUCGCCCAUGUGGUGACCUUCACCGGACUUGGUCCAAAAGAGGGAAACUGGAUCCAAGUCCUACAGGACAAGGGGGAUGUAAUGUGCAAAAUGUUAAACAUAGUUUGGCAAAUGAUUCUAUAGAAGUAGGUAAACCUGCACAAGAAUUGAGAAGUGACUUUCAGCAGAAUACCCACGGUAAAACGGGCAGUGAUGUUCGUGAUGCAGCAGAGAUGCUGGGGGACCUGGAAGUGCUGAAAGGACCUGAAGCUGGUGAUGGACUGUGUUGUGUGUCCCAGAGCUCCUCCAGUGUCAGGGGACAGACUACCCAGAUGAACAGAUUGUGUGAUACAGGGGACAGAUCACUUCAUAUUGUGUGGGCACAUAGAUGGGAACAUGACAAGGAUCCAGAGACAUUCUUCCAGACAUUGUUCCGUCUCCAUGAUGAAGGGUAUCAGUUCCAGGUUUCUGUGAUGGGAGAGACGUAUACAGAUGUACCAGAAAUCUUUUCGGAAGCCAAGACCAAGUUAGGUGAUCACAUUGUUACAUGGGGUUACCAGGGCAACAAGGGAGACUACUACACAACCCUGCAGGCUGCUGAUGUUGCUGUGUCGACUGCUCGGCAUGAAUUCUUCGGUGUAGCAAUGCUGGAGGCUGUACACAAUGGGUGCUAUCCCCUUUGUCCAGAUAACUUGGUGUAUCCUGAAAUAUUCCCAGCCCAAUGUCUAUAUAGAACACCAACUCAGUUGUACAAGAGACUCCGUGAAUACUGCCAAAACCCCACCUACCCAGAACACAGAGACCACAGAUUGAUCUCAACAGAUUUCGAUGGGAAACGCUAGAAGAAAAGUAUAAAGAAAUUUUGUAUGUAGACUAGAAAAUAAACAUGAAGUGAUAUUU
This is a messenger RNA of Haliotis rubra (blacklip abalone), 1740 nucleotides long. RefSeq names its product glycosyltransferase-like domain-containing protein 1. Gene Ontology annotation, molecular function: glycosyltransferase activity. NCBI's taxonomy places the organism in Eukaryota, Metazoa, Mollusca, Gastropoda, Lepetellida, Haliotidae. The record is from RefSeq and is a predicted model, not a curated record.